Molecule: messenger RNA, 1338 nt
Organism: Alternaria rosae
Lineage: Eukaryota; Fungi; Ascomycota; Dothideomycetes; Pleosporales; Pleosporaceae
Exons: 1
Coding region: 333-1223 (296 amino acids)
Source: RefSeq, a predicted model, not a curated record
CGCAUUGCACUGCAAAUAUACAAGAACGCGUAUAUCAUCAAAUUUCCAUUGUUUUCGUCUGAUAAAGCAUAACCGCAUAACCACUCUGACCUUACCGUUCAACUAAACAAGCCGGCAGAUCACGACUCCCAGGCCUGGAUCUCCCCUUUCCACUUUGAGACGACCAUUGAACGCAGUUCCCGCAGAACUCCUUUCACUUGCUACGACCCUUCUUGCAAAUCGUCAGAUUCCCGAACGACAUCUUUGCCGGCUACAUUCUUCAGCACCGUCCCAUACUAGGCCACCAUCUUCAAUCCUGACCGCUAUUUGCUUCCAAUCUCCGUCACUUCAACAUGGUCAAAUUCUACCCGUCUCUCAACGAAAACCACAUCGACUUCAUCUCCAGUCAACCGCUCUUCUUCGUGGCCAGCGCUCCUUGGGCUGGAGAUCACGUCAACAUCUCGCCAAAAGGCCAUCCAUCAAGAACCUUUUCUAUUCUUGGACCGAACACCGUUGCCUAUCUGGACGCGACCGGCAGCGGGUGUGAGACCAUCUCUCACGUCUAUGAGAAUGGCCGUGUCACAGUAAUGUUCUCUUCCUUUGGACCCUCGCCACAGAUCAUGCGACUGUUCUGCAAAGGAAGGGUAGUCGAAAAGUGGGAUCCGUACUACGGGCAAUUGCGCGCUAAGAUGGCGUCAGAGAACGGUGAUGAAGUCGACAUUACGGGCGCAAGAGCUAUCAUCGUGUUGAAGAUCCAGAAAGUGCAGACUAGCUGUGGUUUCGGAGUACCUCAGAUCAGUGGAGGAAAGUCCGCAAGCACGGAGGAAGCAACUGGUGACGCAAUCGCCUAUGUUGAUCACGAUCAUGAAGAUGGCGAAGAGAACGGCUUCAAGCAGCGGGAUACCAUGGAUACCUGGGCGCGAAAGCAGCUUGAGAAGCAAGAGCUCGCCGAUUACCAGAAGCAGUUCAACCACCGCUCGCUUGAUGGGCUACCGGGUAUGAUGAGUGCGCGGCGAUCGUAUGACGAGAACAUCGCUUUGGAGGACACGAAGGCUUGGUUCAGGAAGGUGAGCAGGCAGCAGGAUGCUGUAGCUCUGGGUGUGGGCUUGGGCGUUAUACUCAUGCUGCUAUUGAGUCUUGUUGGCGUACUCAGCAUCAAGCCGAUAUUCUUGCAACACAUACUGAAUGCGCAACGAAGGCAAUUGGGCUUACCGGAGGAUCAUUCGUGGAAGAGCGAGCUCUGAGUGGCUUUUGGCUCAUCAAUACGUUGCGACUGUUCGAAGCAGCAUGCUAUAGACUCAGAUAUUCUGGUAAUACGGGGCUUGAGGCGAGACUAUUCGCAAUUUACAUUUCCACACA